Varroa destructor (honeybee mite) is the source of this 4875-nucleotide messenger RNA. Its product is annotated as UDP-glucose 4-epimerase-like. The record is from RefSeq and is a predicted model, not a curated record. Gene Ontology annotation, cellular component: cytosol. Lineage: Eukaryota; Metazoa; Arthropoda; Arachnida; Mesostigmata; Varroidae. Gene Ontology annotation, molecular function: UDP-glucose 4-epimerase activity. Gene Ontology annotation, biological process: beta-D-galactose catabolic process via UDP-galactose, Leloir pathway.
CACUCGUACCGCCGAUAUCGAGGCCUUCAGCUGCUUACCACCGCUGUCGGAAGCUACGGAUAACAGUGGUUGGGUCCUUUUUCUAUGCAGCAGCAGUCAGUAACUUGCGUCCAGCGGCAUAGAAAUGGUUCUCCGUUAGAACAGCGGCAAGCCGCAACAGACACAAUAACAUCAGCUGCGGCUGCGGGUCUAGCAGCAGGUUUACAGAGCAAUUUGCUUAUCAAGAAAAGUUGAAAAAAUAGCAACAAACCGCGCAAGCUGUUCGCAAUAACGGCCGACUAGAAGUAACACGCAAGUCAGAUGUUCGAUGCUCUUUCAGCGCAUAUUGCCGUUGCCCCAUCGAACCAAUCAGCUAAUGGUUGAGUUCGUUGAAGAUGAUCUUUAAGGUGAAUUAGUUUCGAAAGACCAUAUCUGAACAAUGAUAAAAAUGUUAACAUUUUCGAAUAGUAUAUCUGACAUCGGGCGACCGAAAAAGAGCGUGAUACGGACAUCGCUCCUUUCAUGACGCCUCAUUGCCACUACUACUGUUUCUAAAUACAGUGCCAUCCAACAGAGAACUACGGCAGGCAGCAGCUCAACAAAAUGGCCAGUAGCCUCUGUCCAUAAGGGCGAUGCCACGCUGCGGAGAGUGAACGGCCGAAUGUGCUGUGACUUGUGUACCCUGCACUCUGUGCUGUCUGCGCUGCCAAUAUCGACGCCGAUCUGAACGAACGUCUGGGCGUGUGUCCGUCUAAACGACGUCACAGCGUUGACGCUGAAGAGGCUAGACGCUCGAUAACGACGUGGACCAACGAAUCGGAUUGACGCAGCUACUUCUGGCUGUACGCGUUCCUCCUUCCCAGUGAACGUGUGCAAUUGAUAGAGCAAAGGUCGACAGCCAGUCAGCGAACAAUCGACGCACAGCUCGCCUCUGGCCAGAGGAUCAGUCGAGCGUUGGUAACGGCACCAUCUCAAUUCCGAUGGCCUGAUCAGGCUUGCUUAUGUUGCGUUGCGCUAUACGUAUUUGUAACCGUACGUAUUUCUGCCUGUGCGUAUUGCAUCGACGCUGUGCAGUUCCUCGUACGGAGUAGAGAAGGAAUGAUGAGUAGACAGAGAAAUCGCGCUAAAUUUUAUUUUUGUGGUCACCGUUGCGUCUGGAAACAAUCGAAACGAUCGUGAUUUCAAGCUCAAUUCAAAGCUGUUGCGAGUAUAUGAAGCGGACGUGUGUAUACAAUUAGAAAGCUAGCUAGAUUCUUUACGAUACACACUAAAGAACGCUAGCUUGUGUUUAGCUCAGCUAGACACGGUAAAAGGCUGUCUGUCAGGUUUCUUUUUUGUGUGAGGUGAUGCACUAGAAUCGUGGACCUCUAACGUUGCAAACCGAACAAGUAUUAUUGCAUCGAGGUGAAAACGACUCAAGGAACAAUUGGAAAAAGUGGUGGAAGGUUUCAAAACGGAGGCCUCGAAACACACAAAAAAAAAAAACACGAGAAGCAGAAAAUAGUCAAAGAGUAAUAUAAAUUGAAUAGGGAUGUCUUCCCACGGUUCGAAAUGCGUGUUUGUAACGGGCGGGGCGGGCUUUAUCGGAAGUCACACCAUCAUCGAGCUGUUAAACGCCAAUUACGAGGUCGUCGUGGUGGACAACUUCGCUAACUGUGUGAUGUCAUCAUCUUCAUUGUCAAGCCCCAGCACCGAAGAAUCGGGUGGCCAGGGUUCAUCUGGAAGCCAGAUGGCCGAGUCCCUCAUUCGAGUUCAAGAUAUCACUGGAAAAAAGAUUCACUUUUACGCGUGCGAUCUCCUCAACAAGAUUGAGCUCAGCAGAGUUUUUAAGAAGCACAAAGUGGACUGUGUUAUUCACCUCGCAGCGAUGAAGGCUGUAGGCGAAUCCAUGCAGAAGCCACUUUUCUAUUAUAAAAACAAUAUCGUCUCUACAAUCAACGUCCUUGAGGUGAUGAAGGAACAGGGCGUCUACAAGAUGGUCUUCAGCAGUUCGUGUGUCGUCUAUGGCAAUCCAAUAUAUUUGCCAAUAGACGAAGUGCAUCCGGCUGGCGACGUUCCUAAUGUCUACGGCAGAACAAAGUACGCCAUUGAGAAAAUGCUCGAGGAUAUAGCUCGCGCCGAGAAGCAAUGGAACAUCAUCUGUCUACGCUACUUCAAUCCAUUAGGCGCCCAUCCUUCGGGACGAAUCGGCGAGGAUCCCGUACGUGCCUUUACCAAUCUGAUGCCGAUCAUAGGUGAAGUCGCUAUGGGAAAACGCAAGGAACUUGAUGUCUAUGGAGGAGACUACGACACCCCGGACGGAACGGGGGUCCGUGACUUUAUUCACGUGAUGGAUUUGGCCGCAGGCCAUGUUGCAGCGUUGCGAGCACUCGACAAACCACUGCGCUUCAAGUUUUAUAACCUUGGUACAGGUCGGGGAACGUCAAUUCUGCAGUUGAUUAGGAUCUUCGAAGAGGUCACUGGAAGGACUAUUCCUUAUAGGAUACUUGAAAGAAGACUUGGUGAUAUCCCAGCUAUUUGGGGCGACUGCAGACUUGCGGAAACCGAACUGGAAUGGAAAGCAAAAUACACCGUCAAAGACAUGUGCCAAGAUUUUUGGAAGUGGUUAAACGAGAACCCUAACGGCUAUCCCAGGGUUACUGAGAUUAUUCGGCCGCGACAGUAACGGCCUGAUAAUGUAGCUUAUUUUGAGUCCGACUUUUCUUUUUACGGAGCGUUAAAAGGACUUAGGAUCCUGUAUUGAUACUACGUUAAAUAUAUGCACACCUACAGACGAUUACUAGAAUACUAUAUUUAGCAGAGUAGUAGUAACCGCUUUUCAGCUCAUGAAUCUCACGGGUCAAUGCUCUGUAUGAUCUAAUAUGGCAUUUAACUGAAUCAGGGUAUCAUCGAUUAAAGCAUAAACUUUUCGUCGGAAUUAUGGUAAGCACAGUUCACUCCUCAACAGCCUAGAAUGUGUAGAUUAGAAACACUUGCCUUGGGCACCUUGUCGAUUCAUUAGCACACGGACUUCACUCGAAUCGAUGCUCGGGUCAUUCAAUGCAAACUAUACAACUAUAAUUAAUACGAUCCACUAAAGAAAGCUGUACUUUUCAGUUUCUUUAAGACAAUGCAUAUAAAGAAAGAUGUCGAAAGAAAGAAGGUCGAUUUUUGCCUUAUAUACAGUGACAACAAUACUAUUAUACGUACGUGACGUCAUUCCCAUAUAACAUGUGUUGAGAUGAGAGUAAAUGCGCUUUUUUUAGAUAUUGUGGCCUACCUGAAUCUAUUGGAGGUAUUAAUCGAUUAAGAGUGCAUGAUCAAAGCCUAUGUACCCCAGAUGCGGCAUCAGUACCGUUAUUUGACUAUUGUCUGCUUGUAUAAUAUAAGCAAGCGAAAUCAAAAAAAAAACAGUUGUCCAACAGUAUUUCUACCACUCGACUCACAUUGACGCACACAUUGACGAUAUAUUUAUGAAAUAAAGAAGCAUUGUGUGUUUAAAUCAAUGUUCGUGUAAGUUUUCUUGUCAUCGCAAUAUUGUGGUCUUAGUUAUGCCUCGACUAAUAUGCAGCGGUAUUGACUUUUAUGUAAUACUUUUUCUGUACGCAACGAAACAGCACUCUGACUUAACUGUGCGGUGAACUAACAUUAUACACUGGAAUGCUGUAAGAAGAUCAUAGUGUUGAAGCCAAAGAUUGAACCUGCGGUUUUCGUUGCAGGUACGACCCCGUGGUCUACUUCUCAGUUGCAAAUUGUAUGGGUUUGCCCUGUUACUUUAUUACAUGUAUCUAAUACACAGGUUUAGGGUUUAGUUCAUGAUGUGCAAUGUAUUCACGUAACGAGCUAAGUCGAUAUCUAGAAGUGCUAAUAUUAAUACAGGCAUACAACUAUAUAAAAGGUUUAGGCAUCGUGUUCUCAUAAUAGUGAAUCAUGAUUAUAGACUUUUCAGGCACUGAAGAACUGCCAACUUCGUUUACAAAUUAAGAAAGAUUUGCUCCAAACAGCAGGGUAGACAGAGAUAGGACCAUAAUAUAACAAACGUUUCGAGUUUUACUUCCGGUACUGGUUUCGUUAAGACUUCGAAGGGCUUGCUCCUUUUAGCAUGAGACUAAGUUUUUUUUUCAAAUCUGGAUCUCCUCAUGGGUCUCUCCAAAUUUUCCAGUAGGCAAAUACAUUACCACUGAAUUAUAAACGGAGAACGGCGACCAGCAAGAAACAAUGGGUGCUCGAAUAUCGCCUAUCGAAUAUAGUAACGAUUAAUUUUCCUUUAAAAAAUACUCGGACUUCCCCAAACAGACAGCCGUUAAGUGUUUAAAUUAAGUCUGAACCGUCUAACCAAGAGACUAGAGCACGUCGACGUCGACUGAAGUAUUUCAAGACGGCUUUCUAGUGAGAUGCGCGUUGAUACAUUUCAGACAGGUUCUACGUAGAACAAGAUGUGUCGUCUGACAGUAUUUGAAUCAGUGAUCUUCUUAAUUGGAGAAGCAUGCAAGUGUAAAGUCAGCAAUUCCAGUAAUGGAAGCGAAAAUAACAUCUGAUAAGACCCCGAAAUGACCACUUGGCUUCAAAAUGCUUUUUGACACUAAGUUUAUUCUACUCGUUGAUGUUUUGUCUAGAAAGAGGUCAUUGUGAUGACUUGUUCACAAAGCCGAUGAUACUGAAAUCAAAAAUAAAUUUGAAAAAAAUAUUGAUACUGAUACGGGGAUUUCGAUGCAUUGAUAUGGAUCGCCGUUAUACGCAGUCAGAUCACAUUUUCAUUAAAAAUGAAAAAGACGCACAAAAUGACACUCAAUGCGAAGAUGGAAAAAAUGAAAUUUGACACAAUUUCAAGUUCAAGAUGAGCAUUGCCGCCUGUACCAUUCCUAACUUGUUGUCCAUAUUAAUAAAUUGCUUGUAGUUUCCACUCUAUAUAGCUAA